Molecule: messenger RNA, 987 nt
Organism: Colletotrichum acutatum
Lineage: Eukaryota; Fungi; Ascomycota; Sordariomycetes; Glomerellales; Glomerellaceae
Exons: 3
Coding region: 1-987 (328 amino acids)
Biological process (GO): protein depalmitoylation
Cellular component (GO): cytoplasm
Molecular function (GO): palmitoyl-(protein) hydrolase activity; carboxylic ester hydrolase activity
Source: RefSeq, a predicted model, not a curated record
AUGGCAAGGUACCUUGAGUCUGAUGAGUCUCAUCAGGCAGGUACGCAGCAUCAGGUACCUGAAGGUACGGUCGUCAAGAAGCGCCCGUCAAGCACAGCGAGAAUACACAAGUCUGUCAACAUCAAUUUGAACGGUAUUAUUGCCAACGUAUUUAUUCGUACAAUGACAUACUCAACGGACGUUUUCCAUUUCGAACCCCUCCCGGGCAACGAGCACACGCACACCAUCAUCCUUCUCCAUGGCAGAGGCAGUAACGGCGAGGAGUUUGCAGACGAGUUCUUUGAAUGCGAAGUCUCGGAAGACCUGGCACGAAUUCUGGCUCUCUUGGCCCUCCAAGACGAUGGUCCUGAACAACCAGAAGACCCCCUGGACGACACACCAGCGCCACCACCCCCUCGAACCCUCCAAGCCCUGUUCCCAACCAUCAAAUGGAUCUUCCCCAGCGCGCCGUCGAUUCCAUCAAAACGUUCCAAAACGGACAGGACCCAAUGGUUCGAUAUGUGGUCUACAGAGAACCCAAACGAGCAAGAAGAAUUGCAAGAACCAGGCCUAUUGGAGAGUAUCGACUUCAUCACCCACCUCAUCGACCAGGAAUCCGACCUGGUGUCACCCGACAAGAUCUUCCUGGGCGGCAUCAGCCAGGGAUUCGCAACAGCUGUCGCGGCUUACUUGAGAGGCUGUCAAGCCUUGGGUGGCCUUAUCGGCUACGCUGGCUGGGCCUACCCAGGCCUUUCACCCUACGAAGUCCCAGCAGGUCUUUUUGCCAGCGAUUAUACUGGGUGGAAGAUAAAGUGUGGUGAUGUGAACUACCAGAUGGCACACACGCCAAUUUUCCUUUCCCACGCUCGCGACGGUUCCGGCUUGAAAGAAGUCGAAUGGCACGAGUACGAGUAUGGCGGCCACUGGAUCACCGAGCCUGACAGCAUAGACCAGCUCGUUUACUUUCUCAAGCGCAACGUGGGCCCCCUGGAAGAUGACUCAAGUUGA